GAUGCCCGCAAUAUUAGGUCGUUUCGAGCUUCAAUAGAGGCUUUUGGUGUUUCUUUGACACCCCUGGGAUUACACUUAAGAACAAUGGAUACCCUUACAAAGAUAUGAAGGCUCGUGUGGAAAAUGUCCGGAGUUCAGUUGAGCUAUAUGAUGUGCUCAUGGUCAUUUUUGAUGUGCAUAGACAUCUAACAAAGCCUGAUUCGAGGGUGGUAAGGCUGAUUGAACGAAUGGGUGCACAAGCACACCCAAAACAGAAGCGGCUAUUAUGUAUGAACAAGAUUGAUUUAAUUCCAAAAAAGAAAGACUUGUUAAAGGUUGCUGAGCAGUUCAAAGAUCUUUCUGGAUAUGAAAGGGUUUUCAUGAUCUCGGGAAUGAAAGGCUCUGGAGUGAAGGAUCUGACUCAAUAUUUGAUGGAGCAGGCAGUUAAAAGACCUUGGGAUGAAGAUCCUGUAAACAUUAGCGAAGAAGUAAUGAAAAAUAUUGCUUUAGAAGUUGUUCGAGAAAGAUUACUAGACCAUGUCCAUCAGGAAAUCCCGUAUGGUAUUGAGCAUCGUUUGAUGGACUGGAAAGAAUUACGAGAUGGUUCUCUGAGGAUUGAGCAACAUUUAAUUACUCCUAAACUAAGUCAGCGGAAAAUUCUUGUGGGCAAAAAUGGGUCUAAAAUAGGGAGAAUAGGAGUUGAAGCUAAUCAGGAGCUAAGAUCCAUCUUCAAGAGAGACGUGCAUCUCAUCCUCCAGGUUAGGCAAAAAUGAUGCAAUGUGGACAGUUUGAAGUCUGAAUGUCAAGCAUUGUCACCUUCUUGUGCUCCUAAGCAUCUGGGUAUUUGUAUAUAUGAAAGUCUUUCAGGUUCAUACUUUUUCUUGCUUGUUAAAUUAAACACUUAAUGCCUAGUAGAUCACACAUGUGGUAGUGAAUCACUGUAUUUGGUCUGCUGAGCAAGCAAAGCUUAGGGAAUCUAGUAAGAAGAUCCCUUUUACGUUGAAAAGAUUCUCAUAUGAACUUCGGAGUUUUAAGAUACACGAAAAGCUGUAAUAUAUAAAUGUUGUUUAUUAUACAUUUAAUUUAUUCAAGCAGUGUACUAAUUCAUAAA
This is a messenger RNA of Carica papaya (papaya), 1090 nucleotides long. The record is from RefSeq and is a predicted model, not a curated record. Lineage: Eukaryota; Viridiplantae; Streptophyta; Magnoliopsida; Brassicales; Caricaceae.